This is a messenger RNA of Carya illinoinensis, 2785 nucleotides long. Its product is annotated as inactive poly [ADP-ribose] polymerase RCD1-like. Bases 482 to 2296 code for a protein of 604 amino acids. The transcript has 9 exons. Gene Ontology annotation, molecular function: NAD+ poly-ADP-ribosyltransferase activity. The record is from RefSeq and is a predicted model, not a curated record. NCBI's taxonomy places the organism in Eukaryota, Viridiplantae, Streptophyta, Magnoliopsida, Fagales, Juglandaceae.
UUCCUGCCCAAGCAAACAUAAUUGUGGACCCCACCCACGAGUAUCAAUUAUUUAUGUACAUCUCCCUGCGCUCCUCCUGGCUCCUUCUAGAUCUCACCGAGUCAAAACAACUUCGAUUGUCCGGGCUGUCAUCAACUAUCAAGAUCCUCGUUUACGCGUUUUGAGGUGCGUCUGGGAUUAAUUGGUUAUCUCUCUGUGGUUGGUUAGAAACUUGAAGGAAGGGCUGAUAAAACCUAAAGAGUUAUCCCAGCUGAUUGGGAGCUUUAGAGUGAAGAAAAUUGUUCUUUAGUUAGUGACUUGCAAUGAUGUUGGGGAGAAGAGGGGCUUGCACAAAAUGGCCUUUAAUCACAGGAUAUGGUUUUGCAAAAUUUAUUUUCUGUUCAUUGGGUUCUCCUUCUGGGUAUUCAAGAGAAGACUUGUACAUCAAUCUCAUAGCUAGUCUGUAGAAUCUACUUUGUCCAUACUAUAGUCUUUGUAGACAAUGGAAGCAAAGUGGGCUAAAAUACCGAAUGAUGAGAAGAAAACUGUUGUUGAUUUGAAAAGGAAAAGGAAAGUUCGGUGCACAUCAAAUAUAGUUGGAGCUAGCCAACCACUGUUCUUGCAAGAUUCCAACUUGAACUCAUCUUUAUGCAAGAUUGGUAAACGUAAGAGAUCUGAUACAUGUAGAACCGAGUAUGAAUCACGGUUGAAUAGAUAUAUUCUUAUUAACUAUAGGAAUUUCAGUAGAAGUGGGCUUCCUCAACGACUUAUGUAUCAUCAAAAUGGGGAUUGGAUUGAUCAUCCUCAACAAAUUGUGGAGUUGGUCAGGAGAGAUUUUCAGUUGAAAAAUGCUGCUGUGGAAGUGGAGUUCAAUGGCUGCCAUUUAUUGCUAGAUGUUUUGUAUAUGAUUCAAUCCGAGUUGAAAACAGGUUUACAGCAGCACUUUGCUUGGAUUGAUGAAGCAGGUCACUGCUUCUUUCCACAGCAUCUCUCUUCUACUAGUGAAAUGCGUGAGUGCUGCCAAUCUAGUUUCAUUGAUGACCCACACACUAAUGGGACCUGUGAGGUCAAAUUGCAGCUUGAGAUUGGAAUAACUGGAUCGACUAGCUAUGAUUCAGAAGAAUGUGUAGAAGAGUCAAAUAUUCAUUCUAAGAGGACUAAACUUAAACUAAAAUCUAUUAGUGACUAUGAGGGUCUCAAUAUCAAAGACAAUGACAAUCAAACAUCAGAUGCUAAAAUGCAUGAGGCUACUGGGGAAAAUCUACCUAUUGCUGUAAAUACAACAACUAAGUCUCAUAUUAUGCAUGGAAUUCUGGAGUGUGAUAAAGUGAAAAGCAUGUUUAUGAGGAGCAUGGGAUCAACUACAAGUGCAAAUGUACUAGAGGUUAAGUGUUGCUCUAGUUAUUUGACACAAACUCGGCUGGAGCUAUUUCAAAAGCAGAUUGAAAUAACUGAGAGGGGUCGUGGUGAUCCAAAUGUACAAUAUGGUUGGCUAGCGGUCAAUAAAGAUGCUCUAAUGGGCAUGAUGACAUAUGGGCUUGGGCACGGUGGACCCAAAAUUAUGUCCUCGUAUGGCAAUGGAGUUCACCUUACAUCAUUAAACUAUGCCCAUAUAAGUGCAAAUUAUUGUGAUGAUGACGAAAAUGGGAUGAGAUAUGUAGCGUUCUGUUGUGUCAUAUUGGGAAAUGUGGAGGUUGUCAGUCCUGGAUCUGUACAAUGCUAUCCCAGUACUGAAGACUUCGACAGUGGAGUCGAUGACCUUCGAAAUCCGCGUCAUUAUAUAGUUUGGAAUAUGAAUAUGAAUACCCAUAUUUUUCCGGAAUAUGUUUUCUGUUUCAAGAUGGUUUCCAGUGCUGAUUGUGAUCUCUUUGAUGUUACAGGAGGGGAUUUUGUUGCUAAAGAAAGUAGAAUCGAUGUGUCAGGAAGUAUUACUAGUGAAGGGCCUCAGGUUCAGAGGCAAUUGUAUCACUCUCCAAUUCAAUCAGAGAAUUGUUGGCUAUCUCCAGAAUUUGACAAGAGAUGUCUGGAAAAAGCCGUUGUCCUCUGUCCAAGCUCUUCAAAGACUCCAAAAUCACCAUGGAUGCCCUUUGCCAUGUUGUUUGAAGCUAUCUCAAAGGAUGUUUCUCCUAAAGAUAUGAAGUUGGUGAACAAUCAUUAUGAUCAAUUCAAGAGCAAGAAGAUUAGUCGCGAAGAUUUUGUCAAACAGUUGAGAUUGAUAGUUGGGGAUGCACUAUUGAGGUCUACCCUAAUGGGUCUUCAGUGCAAGCAACCAUCCACUUGUGCCUUGAAAGCUCCAAAGCAGGAGCAAGACCGUUGAGGCUCAUUGAAGCUGUGGUGUGUACGAGUGUUAUCGGUAUUUGAUGUAUGCCUGAUGAUUACUUGUUUGCUACUUUGCCCCUUAAUGUGUCGACAUGAUGUGGAGAACAGUCGUAAGAGUCUUCAAAAUUUUCUGUAAGUGGUUCUUCACCGCUCCUUUUCCGCCGUGAGGUUUAUGCGUAUUGUGAAUGCGUGCCCUAGUUUCUAUAUGAUCAAAUUGUCAACAUGGGACCUCAAACUCACAGAACUGUUCAAGUUAGGUAAACCAAACCUUGGGUCUGAAAUUCCAAAGUAUCUGCUGUUCCAACAUAAGUGGUGCUUAGCGCUAGAGCUGUUUGGUACACGAUGAUAGUUUUUUGUAUUUGUAUUAUUUGGCAUUGCAAUAUGUUAUUUAUGUAUUCCCUCUUUUGGGUCUUUUUAAUGGAUUGGCUACUUUUGUUGGAAUUACUCUAAUCUCUAUGGUUUUGGGGGAGGAAUUAACUUUUUCUAA